Closterium sp. Naga37s-1 is the source of this 2538-nucleotide messenger RNA. NCBI's taxonomy places the organism in Eukaryota, Viridiplantae, Streptophyta, Zygnematophyceae, Desmidiales, Closteriaceae. The record is from the annotation of a GenBank genome assembly.
AUCGACAUCACGCUGGUGGGCCGUCUCGUCGAGCAGACGCGGAUGCGACUGAAGUCUCGCUACAACAGCAAUCAGCAAGGCCACCAGUUCGAGAGCGGGGAGAGGAUGCGCCUUCCAGAGUUCAUCAAGAAGCACCAAUCGAAGGAGAAGCAGGAGAUGAAGGCCGAAGGGGUUGAUGGCGACGGAAAUCCAGUCUCCUUCAAAUUCGACUUGCACGACUGUGACUCUGAGGGGAAAGAAACUCCAGGCGUUGUGGCUGUCUGCUACGAACUAUCGCUGAAGUUCGUGCGCGCAGUGGACAAGGAGCUGGAGUGGCGGCGGGAGGAGGAGUUGAAGGCAGCAGUGAGGGAGGCGGAGAGGGCGGUGACGGGGCUGGAGGAGAGCGUUGAGGAAAAGGUGGAGAAGAUACUGGUGCGCGUGGCCAUGCUCCAAAGCGCCAUGGACGGUGGGGAGCUCUUUCAAUGCGCCGAAGCAGAGCGCAAGCGAGCUCGUAUGGCUGAUGGGUCCGCUGCUCCCCGCACGAGGGAGGAAGCAUUUCAUCUGCAAGCCCUUAACCGUGCACAGGCAGCCCCUCUCGCCGUUACCCCACUCGGCCGUUCUCGCCCCUUUGAUGCUCCCCUACUCCCUGUUGCCUGGCAGCACCUGGCAGCCCUCUCCACUUAUGCAGAGGCGGUGAGAGGGAAGUCACAGGAGGUGAAGACGCUGGUGCGUGGGCUGUGGACGAAGCAUGUCUUGGUUGGUGGGGAGAAGCAGCUUGAGGAAGGAGGGGAGGAGGACGAGGAAGAGGAAGAGGAGGUUGAGGAGGAGGAGAAGGAGGAAGAGGAGGAAACAGAGAGAGAGCAAGAGAUGGAGAGAGGGGAGGAGAUGGAGAGAGGAGAGAAGGUGGAGAGAGAGGAAGAGAAGGAGAGAGAGCAGGAGAUGGAGAGAGCAAGGCAGAGUGAGAGAGAGGAGGAGACGGAGAGAGAGGAGAGAAAGCAGAGAGAUGAGGGGAAGCAGAGGGAAGAGAUGAAGAGGGAGGAGGAGAAGGGGAGGGCGGAGGAAGAGAGAGAGGAGGAGGAGGAGGAGAGAGAGGAGGAGGAGAGAGAAGAGGAGAUGGAGAGAAAGGAGGAGAAGGAGAGAGAGGAGAAUGAGAGAGAGAGGGAGGUGGAUAGUGAGGGUGAUGUGGAUAGGGAGAAGGAGAAGGAAAGAGAUGAGGGGGAGGAGGAGCAGGAGCAGCAGGAGGAGGAGAGAGAGGGGGAGGAGGAGAAGGAGGAGAAGAAAAUAGAGGAGGAGAUGGAGAGAGAGGAGGAGGUGGAGAGAGAGGAGGAGGUGGAGAGAGAGGAGGAGGUGGAGAGAGAGGAGGAGGAGAGAGAUGAUGAUGAGGAGGUGGAGCAGAUGGAGCAGGAGGAGGAGAGUGAGGAGAAGGAGGAAGAGGCGGUUGUACAGGGGCAGGAGCAGCUGAAAGAAGAAAUGGAGAUUGAGACGGGGUUCAAGACGGACGAGGGGAUGAACGGUGGGGAUGAAGCUGUCCAUCGAGUUGUAAAGGAAGAGAUCUGGGAAGACUUGCCUGAAGGGCGAGGUGAAGGGCGAGAGGGAGGGCUAGAAGGAGGGCGAGGGAAGGAGCGAGGGGAAGAGGGAGGGCUUGAAGGAGGGAGAGCGGUAGAGCGAGAGGGAGGGGAAGAGGGAGGGCGGGAAGGAGGGAGAGGGGUAGAGCGAGAGGGAGAGAAAGAGGGAGGGCGAGUAGGAGGGCGAGGGGAAGAGCGAGAGGGAGGCCAAGCGCGAGAAGGAGGGCAAGCGGAAGCGGCAGAGGAGGAGGAGAGGGAAGGGGUUAAUGCAAUGAAAGAAGAGGGAAACAAUGAUGCUCUGAUUCUGCAGGAUAUUUCACAAGAUGCAGGGUUAGAGGUCACAAGGGGACCAGGGCAGACAGGUGCACAAGCGAGGGGAGGGCAAGCUCUGGUGCAAACCUCAACUGUGGUACAGGUCAUGACAGAGGAGGCGAUGAAGGCAGCAGCACAGACAGAGAUCGAGUCGUUGCUACGCUCUCUCCCACCAAACGAGCGAGAGCGUGCCAGUGCCCUGAUCGACCAGGUCAUUUUCUUCCUCUCACUGCAGCUCCCCUCAGCAGCGCACAUCACAGUCCAGGACCGCAAAUAUGGCUUUGGGACCCUGGACGACGACCAACCUCUCCACUUCCUCUUUGCCCUCGCUCCCUGCUGCCGUCCCGACCUUCCUCCCACUCUCACCGCGCUCACUCUCACUGGGCUCGCCCCUGUCUCUGCUCGCAACAUGGAAUGCAUUCUCCGCCUGCCCUCUCUCACCUCGCUCACCCUCCGCCACACUCCCAUCUCAUCAGAAGCCGUGCCGCUGCUGCGCUCCUCCUCUCGCCUGCACAGGCUCGUCCUUGACAGCCCUGAAGAUUCCGACCCAGUCUUUGAACCCCAUUCUCAAAGCCCCGUAGGGCUACAUGACAACCAGCUGGUUCGAAGUCUAAAGGAGCUGCACAUCAGUGCAGUCACUGAUGAGACUCUGCAGCAGGUUGGCUUCCUGUACGUGCAGUGA